AGAGUGAGAGAGAAAGAGAGUGUUUUCCGGGUCGGAAAGUGGAGGAACUACGAGGAAAUAAAGUCGAGAAGGUGUGAGAGACCAGGCUCUGGAGAGAGAGAGAGAGAGAGAGAGAGAUGUAAAUCAUUUCAGGUCUGGUUGGAAACACACGAUGGAAAGUUUGUGAACAUUCCGUGCAGGACGAGAUGAACGCGAUGGAAGGCGCGAGCGCUGAGACGGAGGACUGACUCGGUUUUUAGUCCAUGGUGGUGUGUGCGGUGUUGAAACCCGGCCCGGGACGUGGCUCCGACGCCUGCGCGUGAGAUCGACAUCAAAGCGGGAAGGAAGGAAGUUGAACAGAAUUGUUACUAAGUUGCGGUUUUUGUAUCGUCGCGGGUGACGCGGUUGUGCGUCGCGGGUGUCGCGCGCUGUCGGUACCAGCUCGGGAUGUUUAAUUGUAUCCCCCUGUGGCGGUGUAACCGUCAUGUCGAGAACAUCGACCGGCGCCACUGCUCGCUUCUUUACGUCCCGGACGAGAUCUACCGCUACCACCGCAGUCUGGAGGAACUUUUACUGGACGCGAACCAACUCCGAGACCUACCCAAGCAAUUCUUCCAGCUGGUGAAGUUAAGAAAGCUGGGCCUGAGCGACAACGAGAUCCAGAGGCUUCCUCCUGACAUCGCUAACUUCAUGCAGCUUGUAGAGCUCGAUGUCUCGAGAAACGAUAUUAUUGAGAUUCCAGAAAACAUUUCUUACUGCAAAGCUCUUCAGGUAGCAGACUUCAGCGGGAACCCUUUAACGAGAUUGCCAGAGAGUUUUGCAGAACUGCGGAAUCUAACAUGUCUGUCCAUCAAUGACAUUUCUUUACAAGCGCUUCCUGAUAACAUUGGAAACCUUACGAACUUGGCAUCACUGGAACUCAGAGAGAACAUGCUAACGUAUUUACCUGAGUCUCUUUCCCAACUACACAAACUAGAAGAACUUGAUGUAGGGAACAACGAGCUGUAUAAUCUGCCUGAGACAAUAGGAUGCCUUGUGAGCUUGAAGGACUUGUGGCUGGACGGCAACCAGCUGAUGGAAUUACCAAAGGAGCUAGGUUGUAUGAAGAACCUGCUAUGUCUUGAUGUAUCUGAGAACAAGUUGGAGCGCCUACCAGAGGAGAUGGCAUGCCUGCUCUCACUCACCGACCUGCUGGUGUCACAGAACCUCAUCGACUCCCUUCCAGAGGGCAUAGGAAAAUUAAAACGCCUUUCCAUCCUGAAAGCGGAUCAGAACCGCCUGGUCCAGCUGCCCGAGAGCAUUGGCGAGUGCGAAAAUCUUUCAGAACUGGUGCUGACUGAGAACCAGCUGGUGAGUUUGCCAAGAAGCAUUGGAAAGCUUAAGAAACUCUCAAACUUCAACUGUGACCGGAAUCGUCUGGUAUCUUUACCCAAAGAGAUCGGCGGCUGCAGCAGUCUGAAUGUGCUGUGCGUGAGAGACAACCGUCUGACGCGAAUCCCCGCCGAGCUCUCGCAGGCUACCGAGCUGCACGUUUUUGAUGUGUCUGGAAACAGGCUGACGUAUCUCCCCAUGUCUCUAACCACACUGAGGCUCAAGGCACUCUGGCUGUCGGAGAAUCAGUCUCAGCCGCUGCUCACGUUCCAGACAGACGUGGAUCCUGACACGGGGGAGAAAGUGCUCAUCUGCGUUCUUCUGCCUCAGCAGCCGUGCGAUAGUGAAAAAGGCUCCGAUAACCUCGCACGUUGCGGCGCCUUGGAGAGCCUCGUGAACGACGUGGCCGACGACACGUGGGACAACAGAGCCAUGAACAGAAUGAGCACCAUCCGUUUCCUAGACGAUGAUGACGACGACGAUGAUAAAGAGGGAACGUUGCUGCGUCGGGCCACGCCGCACCCCGGAGAACUGAGGACCAUGAAGAAGACGGCGGAGAACCUGCGCAACGAUCUGAACGCCGCCAAAGGCCUGGACUCCAACAAAAACGAGGUCAAUAACACUGUGGACCGAUUGACUACAUCCGUGUGACCACUUUUUAUUAUUUUUUGCUCUUACCUCCGAGAUGGCCCAGACCCCAUCAUGUCCUCCAGACCCCAUCAUGUCCUCCAGCCCUCCUCCUGUGCUGUUCCUUCCUCACAUGUGACUGUCAUUUCGUCUCUGUGUCUGUGUCCUGUUCUCUCUCUUUCUUUCUUUCUCUCUCUCUCUCUCUCUCUCUCUCUCUCUCUCUCUCUCUCUGUGUGCAUCAUCUCCUCAAAUUCUAAAUCAGGGAAAGACCACCAUAAUAGGUGCCUUUUUUUUUAAAUGUUUUUUUUUUUUUGGUUUGUUUUUAUUACAUUCUUUUAUUUUAUUUGUAUUUUUUUUUACAAAGGCAAGCACAAUAAUCCAUGCAGGAAUGCACGCUUUUUAAAAUGAAAAAAAAAAAGUUUUAUAAUCCAGUCCUUUUUAAAGCUUAAAACACUCAAAUAAGUUGCUGCACUACAUUAAGUCUUGUACUACAUUCAAUACGGACAAGAAGCUCCAAUUAUAUUGAUUUUAUACAUAUACUAUAUAUACUAUUUUUUUAUUUAGAUUUAUUUACAAACACUGGGUGGAUGUUUCCUUUUUUUUUUUUUUUUCUUUUUUUUUUUCUCCUCCAAGUGUUUCGGGACACGUCGAGCCCCAGCGUGUUUUUUUGUUUUUUUGUUUUUUUCAUCUUACUGGUUUUUUAAAAUAGAAAUCGUGUGUAAAUCUUUGUGAAUAUCAGAUUGUUUUGUACUCGUGGCAGCUCAGAUGGUGUGAAGCCUGGAGGGGAUGAAAAAACAAACAAACAAACAAACAAACAAACAAAGCCAAAAGAUUUAAAGCAGAUUUCCUACGCAAUGAGAAUUUUUUAAUUACUCCUGCAAAAAAAAAAAAAAAAAAAAAAAAAGAAGAAUUUUGUGCUGUGGCACGUGUAAAGCUGUUUUUACUCUUCGGGUGUCUUCGGCUAUGAAUAUGCGCGAACAACAUUUUUACGUCUUGUAACUGGAACGAAAGUCUCGUCAGCAUCGCUUUUGGAUUUAAUGUAAGUUUCGGUACAGUAAACUCUUCUUUAUCUGUGGGUUUAUAAUCGGUUUUGGUCGGCGGGUUUCCUUUUGAGUGCAUUAAAAUAAAAUAAAAAAAAACACGAUGCACUUUUGCUAAACACAAAAUUCUUUCGCUUUUUCUUCUCCAUUUUAUGGUACACUACAGACACAUUCUUUUAUUCCUUUAUUACAAAGAGACCAACGUGUUGAAAUGCUGAUUUGUUCCUUUUUUUUGUUUUUAAUUAUUAUAUUUUAUGUCGGUGAAAAGCUGCACAGAAAACAAAUGAUCUUCGAAUAGACUCUAGACUUUUUAUUAUUAUUAUUAUGACCUCUAACCACUGAUACAAUAAAGUGAUUUGAUCAAAUCAGAA
Molecule: messenger RNA, 3388 nt
Organism: Silurus meridionalis
Lineage: Eukaryota; Metazoa; Chordata; Actinopteri; Siluriformes; Siluridae
Gene: lrrc1
Product: leucine rich repeat containing 1
Exons: 14
Coding region: 427-2001 (524 amino acids)
Biological process (GO): neurotransmitter receptor transport, endosome to postsynaptic membrane; neurotransmitter receptor transport postsynaptic membrane to endosome
Cellular component (GO): postsynaptic density; adherens junction; postsynaptic membrane
Molecular function (GO): protein binding
Source: RefSeq, a predicted model, not a curated record